This is a messenger RNA of Nicrophorus vespilloides, 1060 nucleotides long. RefSeq names its product serine protease easter-like. Gene Ontology annotation, molecular function: serine-type endopeptidase activity. Lineage: Eukaryota; Metazoa; Arthropoda; Insecta; Coleoptera; Silphidae. The transcript has 6 exons. Bases 47 to 1060 code for a protein of 337 amino acids. The record is from RefSeq and is a predicted model, not a curated record. Gene Ontology annotation, biological process: proteolysis.
GUUUCCAGACAUGAAGAGCUAACAGGAAUUUCUCAUUUAACUCGAUAUGUUCGUUAUAACCUUGCUGAUUUUGAACACGGUCGUGACUUCAGGUGUAGAGGCUUGCGGCAAAGAUUUGAAAUGUGUCCCUUUGUCGAAGUGCAAGGUCCAAAUGGAUGUACUGUACCCUUGCAAGGAAGGAUAUGUUUGUUGCCCUGAAGAGAAAACGACUAGGAUAAUUUCAAGGAUAUCGGAAUUUCCUGUAGAUUGCGGACUCGUCGACAGCGAUGAUAGAAUCACAGGUGGAAAAUUAGCACGCAUUGGUCAAUUCCCAUGGAUGUCGCUACUAGGAUACGAAACAAACGGAAUAAAUGUCACACAGUUUCUGUGUGGCGGAUCUUUAAUAUCCAGAAAUUAUGUACUCACCGCCGCGCACUGUUUAAAUUUGCAAGGUCUUAAAUUGUCUUUGGUAAGAUUGGGUGAAUUUAAUUUGGCCACGGACAAGGAUUGCGAAAAUUUUACCAAGAAAAUCUUCUGCAGUGACCCUUACAGAGAUGUAGUAAUAUCAAAGAUUAUCCCACACAAGGACUUCUCUGCAGUCAGCCUGAAAAAUGAUAUUGCUCUAUUGAAGUUACAAAACUCUAUCUCAUUUACAGAAUUUAUUCAACCAAUUUGCUUACCAUUCGACAUAGAAUUGACGCCAGAUAUGUUUUACGAUAAGAAAUUGACGGUCAGUGGUUGGGGUAAAAUAAACUCAGAUAGAGUUUCAGGAUCCGAUGCGCUAAUGUAUGCAACGGUGAAAGUUUGGAAAACUUCUAGAUGCAAUAUGUCCGUUCCACCGGAAGUACUUCCAAUAGACGACGCGCAGAUUUGCGCAAACGGAAGGAAGGGCGAAGAUGCGUGCAAGGGCGACAGCGGAGGUCCCCUUUUCAUAGUUACAAACACCCAAAAAUCCCUUAAGCAUCACCAAAUAGGCAUAAUAUCAUUCGCAUCCGCAAUGGUUUGCGGAAAUGCAGAGUUGCCAACCGUGUACACGCGCGUCGACCACUAUUUGAAUUGGAUAAAGCAGAACACCGAAUAA